AUGAUAUAUCCGACGCUCUUGCUCUCUUCAUUACCAAAUCUCCUUGCAACUACAAAUUUCCGUGUGAUGACAUUUAAUGUUUGGGACUCGGGAACUAAUGUAGAGAAUGGAGAUGACAAAAUCAUUCAACAAAUAAGAGAUGUAAAAGUUGACGUCUACAACCUACAGGUAAUUUAGAUUAAAAAAAUGUAAGCAUUCCUUUAGGAGAUCCAAAACAAGACUUUUAUCAAGAUUAUGGAAGCAUUCCCACACUUUGAUGGACGGCAAUUUCAUGUGGAUACUUGUCAUGUGGCCACAUUUACAAAGCACAAAAUAAUUCUCGAACAUGAGCCAAUUCGGCGAUUGAACGUUAGGAUUAGGACUCACAUUGGGAAUGAAUUUGAAAUUGUAAACAUGCACUUGCAAUUUCGAGAUUAUGGACCCGAUAUUUUGGAGGCAAACCCAAACCUGACAACCGAAGAGUUACUGAGACUGUCGAGUCAGGCUCAUCCGAGUAAGAAGCAGCGUUGCAUAACUAAAACAACGAUCUUUACAGCUCGUCAAGAAGAAAUCGUCCGAUUGCUUAAUGUUGAUUGGUUUAAGAGAGCUCAAAAAUUAUCAUGGAUCGUCCCGAUAAUCAUCACUGGGGAUUUUAACACUCCAUCUGAUUUGGAUUGGCAAGAAGAUACCAAGUGAGAUGAUCCAAAGACAAUAUAAUUGUAAUUUUUUCAGAUCUCGUCAUCAUGGCCUUGUUGUCCCAUGGCCAGCCACAAAGGCUUUAGAAGACGCGGGAUUGGUUGACUCUUAUCGGAAAAUACAUCCGAGUCCAGUUUCUGAUCCAGGUAACUGCAUUAAAAAUUUUUUGAAACCAUUAUUUGCAGGGAUUACCUGGAGUCCCAUUACCAACAAUAUCCCCCUUGACAGGAUCGAUUUUGUCUUUUACCAAAGUCUCCGACUCAAAGUCAAAAAGUCCUUUACUUACACAGGCAAGGGUGUCCUCACCCCCAUACCCAACCAGAAACAAAACAACUGGCCAUCAGAUCACAGAGCUCUUAUCACUGAUUUCUAUUUACUCUAA
This is a messenger RNA of Bursaphelenchus xylophilus (pine wood nematode), 1057 nucleotides long. Lineage: Eukaryota; Metazoa; Nematoda; Chromadorea; Rhabditida; Aphelenchoididae. The record is from the annotation of a GenBank genome assembly.